AUGUUGAACGCUUCGGAGACAGUGCUUAUGGAGAAGGUUGAUUAUUCAGAUCAAACAAAUGAGCUUCGUCUUAAAAAUCAAAGAUCUGAUUUUCUGGGAGAAGUGAAAGAUUUACGAAGCGUAGCAAAAGAACGACAUGUUCUUUUUGUUCAGGAGGUUAAGAAGGUGAGAGAGGAUGUGAAUUUGAAAAUCCAAGAGCUUCAUGAAGAAAUGAACAAAGAAAUUUUAUCUAUUCAACAUGAUUAUGUGUCUUUACAUCAGAAGGUCGAUAUCAUAUGUGAUGCAGUGACUAAAUUUGUCAAAAUGAGUGAUGAAGCUGUUGAAAGAGUUGAAAGAGAUAUCCACAAAACCAGUUUCGUCUCCCUUGAUCACUCCUGA
Lactuca saligna is the source of this 378-nucleotide messenger RNA. NCBI's taxonomy places the organism in Eukaryota, Viridiplantae, Streptophyta, Magnoliopsida, Asterales, Asteraceae. The record is from the annotation of a GenBank genome assembly.